CUGUCACCUAUGCAUUUUUGAUGGAGAAUUUUCAUUUGCUAUUCUUUAACUUUGCUUAGAAUUUCAGAAAACAAGUAGGGGAGAAGUGGAUUCUGCUCAUGGGUACUAGAUUUAUCUACAGUAUCAAAACUCAGUUUGAUUUUGUUAAUAAUACAGAUCUUGUAAACGAUUUUGUGUAUGAUAAUAUGUAUAGGGUUGUUAGUUUUUUCUGGGGUUUUGUCUGCAACUACACUUUUCAUCUGUUUGGUUCGUUGUUCAGACACAUCUUCAGAUUUCAGAAGGGAAAUUUUGUGAACAAGUUUGAAUCCAAUUCUAAUGAGGUUUAUCAUCAACAAGAAGAUGAUCAAUUUGGUUCAAGUUGCUCUCAGGAUUCAGAGACAGAUAAAAGCGAUGCAGAAGAAGAGAAUUCUGUUGUUAUGGAGAGUGCCUUGUCGGCAAGCACUAAUAGGUAUGAGUUCUUGGCUGGGAAAGGCAUAUGUGGAUUCUUGGAAGAACCAAGAACAUUGAGCUUUACUGUCCAUGAAGUGUUCCUGGAUUCAAAUAAUGAUGAAAUUUUGAACACUUCAAUUUUUGAUAUCAGACGCUCCACUGACGAGGAAUUCCAAGACGUUGGACUAGAUGCAGAGGCAGCGGAUAAAGCAGAGAAAUCAGGGGCCUUGGUCAAAAGUUUUGUCGUUGACGAAGCUUCAGAAAAGAAACAGGAACAAGAAACAUUGAUGGGAGAGAAGAAUUCUGAUGAGGAAAAUUUAACUUUUGAUGAUGGAGUCACUGUCGACAGGGGAUUUGGAAAUCAUGAAUUAGAUACGGAGAAAACAGAGAACUCGAUCACAAGUUCGGUCAUUGAAGAGGCAGAGAAGCAAGAACUGGAAACAUCCACCGGGGAAAAGAUUUCUGAUAACCUAGAGACGGGUGGUUUAGACCAUAGCUCUGAACUUUCGGUUAAUAGAACUGUCGGUGAAGUAUUUGAAUCUGAAAGUCUCAUUUUCAUCUAUGAGGAGAAGAUGGAACAUAGUAGAGAAGCAGAAGGAGUUGGACCUCAAAGUUGCAUGUCGUUGGAUGAGAAGGCAGAACAUAACAGAGAACUGGAAGCUAUUUUAAUGAGAGACCAAUCCAUUGAUUCAGAUGAUGAAUAUAUAGAAUUACAACCCCAGAAACAGAAUUCAAUUUUAUUGGAUGUGGAAAUAUUGUCUACAGAAGAUUUAAGCAAUGUUGAUGAGAGAGAAGAAGAGCAAGAACUAGUCCAUGAAAAGGCAGAACCAAAAUUUGAAGAAUCUAGCUUCCAGGAGCAAAAGUACUCUGAUUCACCUGUCCAAAUCGAAGCAGAUUACAUGUUUGAGCACCAGGACAUAAUAGAACAGCUAAAAAUGGAGCUGAAACUAGCAAGAACUGGGGGUCUUCCAACAAUUCUUGAAGAAUCAGAAUCUGAAGAAUUGGAGACUCCGAAGACGGUGCAAAAGCUAAAGCCAAUGAAGAUUGAAGACCAAAAAUUUGAGCGCAAAGAUCUCCUGGAUGGGAUUCACAAGGUUUACAAGAGCUACUCGGACAAAAUGCGAAAAUUGGAGAUCUUGAACUUCCAGACCAUGCACUCACUUGGCUUACUGCAGAUGAAAGAGACAGUUCAGUUUCAGACAGCUCGGAAAUCUUCUGUUACAGCAGUUAUCUCUCUUCUUUCGCAGAACUUAUGGUUGUGCAAAGGGACGGCGGUGGUUGAUCCAGUGAAGAAGGUGAUUGCAGAUAUGCAUAAUGAUUUUGAAACCAUAUAUGUUGGACAGCUUUGCCUUUCCUGGGAAAUACUCCAAUGGCAAUACCGGAAAGCUCAAGAAUUGCAGAAAUAUGACUCUCAAGGAUCCCAUCAAUAUAAUCAAGUAGCUGGUGAGUUUCAGUUAUUUCAAGUCCUGAUACAAAGGUUUCUGGAGAAUGAGCAAUUUCAAGGUCCCAGGGUCGAGAAUUAUGUCAAGAGCAGAUGUGUCCUUCGUAGUCUUCUUCAAGUUCCUCUAGUUAGAGAUGAUAGUUUCAAGGACAAGGGAAAAAGAGGAGAUGACAAUGAAGAUGCAAUUACAAGCCAAAUGCUCAUAGAAACAAUGGAGCAAUCAAUGCUGGUUUUCUGGGAAUUCCUUCGUGCCAACAAAGAUGAAAGCAGUGUGAUCUUGCAGGGUCAUCAACAAGCCCAUAUUAAUCUCCAAGAACCUGUAGAUUUAGAGCUGUUAACAGAUAUUCGAUCCGAUUUUCAGAAGAAGGAUAAAAAGCUUAAAGACAUAUUGAGAAGUGGAAAUUGCAUAGUGAAGAGAUUCAGAAAGCAACAAGAAGAUCGAGUGCAUCAUAUUCACACACUGUUCAUAGCUCAGGUGGAACUGAAAUUGGUUUCUAGAGUUCUAAACAUGUCCAAACUAACAACAGAUCAAUUGAUAUGGUGUCAUGAGAAAUUAGACAAAAUUAACUUCUGUAAUAGAAAAGUUUUUGUGGAGUCCUCAUUUUUGCUCUUUCCAUGUUGACAUGGUGAGUAGUCAGGAUUGCAACUUUCUUUCUGUAGAUAAAUGCUUUUCAGAAGGUUUAAAUAUCAACGUAUACAUGUAAAGUUAUCAUGUCAUACAUACUACUACGGAUUUUUAUUGUUUAGACUCUGUAUAUCAUGAAACCUAAACACGAGGUUAAUAAGACAACUUUUCCUUUUCUUCAA
Hevea brasiliensis (rubber tree) is the source of this 2677-nucleotide messenger RNA. RefSeq lists its product as uncharacterized. The record is from RefSeq and is a predicted model, not a curated record. The transcript has 5 exons. NCBI's taxonomy places the organism in Eukaryota, Viridiplantae, Streptophyta, Magnoliopsida, Malpighiales, Euphorbiaceae. Bases 99 to 2492 code for a protein of 797 amino acids.